Molecule: messenger RNA, 1652 nt
Organism: Salvia hispanica
Lineage: Eukaryota; Viridiplantae; Streptophyta; Magnoliopsida; Lamiales; Lamiaceae
Product: myosin-2-like
Molecular function (GO): protein binding
Source: RefSeq, a predicted model, not a curated record
GACUCCUCCGCCACCAUCAAUCAUCCUUUUCUGUGGUUUUGGAGAAAAUUGGAGUCCGGCGGGUGCCGCCGCCGCUUUUCUGGUGGCCUUUGCUCCAUCGCGAGGAAGGUCCACAUAAUUUUCCCCAAUUCCAGCGCUGCCUUCUACCACCAGUUGCUCUCACAAUCCUUCAAAAUCUCUUCUAAAAUUCUGCCCAAAUCUAUCAGCCAAUUUCUAUUUCUAUCAAAAAUCUCCAAAUCUCGCUUGAAUUCUGCCGAAUUUGGUGGCGUAUGUGUCUUCGUUGUAUCUGAAUUGCUAGAAUUUCGUGGAUAAGAGCUCAAUAAUUCAAAAAUAUGUUGGCUGUAGCGCCAAAUUGUAUUACGCGUAGCUCGUUGGAGAAAAUGCUGGAGGCUCUCCAGCGAAGAGACGAGAGCGGCACGCCGGAUGUCCCUCCUGCGCUGCCGCGACGCGCCAUCCCUCCCUCUCGCACCCCGUCCGCUAAGAGGCGGCUAUCUGUGUCCAUGAGCGAUACAGCCGGGGUGAGAUCGGGAUUUUGUGUGAAGAAUGGGAAGAUGAGAGGAAUUGGAUUUCGUGAUGCAAAAGUGGAAUUACGCAGAUGGUGUUAUGCAGAUGAUAAGAGGAUUGACAAGUCUGCUCCUCAUAAGGUUGGUUUCUUAAAAGGUUUUAGACAACAAAUCCUUACUCCUGAGGUGCAGAAGUAUUUGGAUACUCAUCAACACCUCCACGAACUCAAUGAAAUAGCAGUCACAUUGCAAUCAUAUGUUCGUGGUGAAAUUGCAAGAAAGGAGUAUAGUGCCUUACUCGCGAUGAAAAAUCAGGUGAAGCUAGAUGAGAUGGUGAUUGUGCAAUUACAGUCAGUAAUUCGGGGAUGGUUGGCAAGAAGGCAUUUUUGUCGUCUCCAGAAAUGGAUAGAGAAAACUCGUGGCAAAGUAGAAUCAGACCUGAGCAUUUCUGAAGUGGAGAAACUGUCUCCGAAGAUGUUGCCACUGAUUGUUGGAGAACUCCAAAAGAGGGUACUAAUGGCAGAAGAAACUCUUGAACAGAAAGAAAAAGAAAAUGCAACCUUUAGAGAGCAAUUGCAACAGUACGAGGCGCGUUUGGCAAAGAUGAAAUCCAUGAUGUGGCAGCAAAUGGAUUUGGCCACAGCAGAAAAGAGUGUCGUUCGAGAAGGCCAACGAGAUGGAGGCCAGCCACCUUGUCCUUACAGAGAGACUAGUGAAUGUUUAAAACAUGGCAUCAAUGAGCUGGUGAAAACGAAGGUAAGUUUUGAGGAUGGAAACCAUGCUACCGUUGGGACUCCUGUUGGGAAACUGCAAAAGUUGAAACGCGUGAUCAAGGCAUGGGUGAAGGGGAAGAAGGUUGUGUCGAUGAGAGAUUCAAAAACAAAGAUACACUCAAUGGGGCAUGGUGAGGCUGAUGGUCAUCCAAAGAAAUGGUGGGGAAAGAAACGCAAGAGAUCAUGGAAUCAUGGGCAAGAUCGAUAUCGUCUCAUACACAUAUCUUGAUCCCAAAGGCUAUUCUUGAUCAACUUGACCCUGCCCCAUUUCUUGUUCUAUGUUCUUGUCAAUCUGUCAAUAUUAAUAUGACAGUAAUAUAAAAUGUGAUUAUUAAUAAGGGCUCUCAAGUAAUUUGAGAAACUUAUAUUACUAUAA